This is a messenger RNA of Vidua chalybeata, 10278 nucleotides long. It is a transcript of the gene PHF3, whose product is annotated as PHD finger protein 3. NCBI's taxonomy places the organism in Eukaryota, Metazoa, Chordata, Aves, Passeriformes, Viduidae. Bases 88 to 6306 code for a protein of 2072 amino acids. The record is from RefSeq and is a predicted model, not a curated record. Gene Ontology annotation, biological process: DNA-templated transcription. The transcript has 16 exons. Gene Ontology annotation, cellular component: nucleus.
UUUGGCGCGGCCGCCGCGUCCCUUCCCCUGCGGCCGCGGGGCAGCGCUGGGCGGCGGAGCGGGGCUGAAAGACACACAGGAGUCUUCAUGGAUAUAGUUGAUACAUUUAACCAUUUAAUUCCUACUGAACAAUUAGAUGAUGCCCUAUUUCUAGAAUCCCACCUGGAGAAUGAAGUCUGUGAGGAUUUUAGUACAAGUCAAAAUGUCUUAGAGGAUUCGCUGAAGAACAUGCUCAGCGAUAAGGAUCCUAUGCUAGGAUCUGCAAGUGCCCAGUUCUGUUUGCCUGUUUUGGAUAGCAAUGAUCCCAAUUUCCAGAUGCCUUGUUCUACAGUUAUUGGUCUUGAUGAUACUAUGGAUGAAGAAGGAGUUAAAGAGAGUGGUAAUGACACCAUUGAUGACGAUGAGCUUGCUUUACCUAAUAGGACUUUGAGAAGCCGUGCUGAAGAAGCAUCAGUCACAUCACCAAGGAAAUCACCACGUUUAAUGGCACAAGAACCAGUACGGAGUCUGCGGCAGAGCACGCUAGCCAAGCGUUCAAAUGUUGCUCCUCCUCCUAAUACCAAGAAAUCAUCUGUAAAAAGUGGGUCUGCUCCAAAAAAUGGACAGAAACAAGAGAGAAGUCCAGUUCAAGAGACAGAUGUUGCUGCACGCUUGAAAACUGAGCAGCCUAGGGAGGUUAGGCGGAGUACAAGACGAUCAGGACAGGUGGAAGGAGCAGCAGCAGCAGUAACAGCAUCCCAAAGUAAUACAAAAUGUCUGCCUGGUCCUGAAGAUGUGAAAGAAAUAAAGUCUGAAACCCCUGAGCAGGCAAAAGUUGAAGAAACAUCCCAAGAGUUAAGUUGUGCUAAUUUAACAGAACCCUGUUCUCCUUCUCCUGGAGAAACAAAGGAAAUAGUAGAGGUUGCAAUGAACACUGACUCUGGGAGUGCUGAGUCAGUUUGUUCAGUAUCUGCAGAUACUGAAAUGAUUCCAGUUAAAAAUGAAACAAGUGAUGUGAUAGAUUCAAUGGACUUGGAAAAUUCUUCAGAAGAAAAGACUGAUAAUAAAGCAGAGGAAUCAGAGAAGAAAGCAGAGGAACAUAAUCAAAUUGAAGUAACUGGAAAAGAUAAUGAUUCAUCUAGUGCUUGCAUGAAUGCAGAUGGAAUUUGUGAGACCUUUUCAAAUUUGUCCAGCUCUGUGAAAGAGGAGGGUGAUUGCAGUUCAGGUUCCCACAGUGUGGAAGUUCUUGAUGAAAAUACAUUGUCAGUAAAGGAAUGUGUAACAGAAGCUGGAGGUGAUGACAAGGGAAUGGAGAAAACUGAAUCUCCAUCUGAGAAACUAUUGGACAAUACAGACUGUGAUAAUAAAGACUUGAAAAGCAAAGAGUUUACUUCUGCUGACCCAGGAAACAGCAUUUUAGAAAGCACUGUUGUUGACCAGUCAAGCCAAAAUGUACAGCAGCAGAUUGGCAGUACUAAAGUAGAAGGCCCUGAGGCAUCAAAAUUUCAGGAUGAUGAGAAACAAAUUGGUAUUUCAACAAAAUGUGAAAAGAACAUUAGACCCCGGCCUAGUAAAUCUGUAGUACAGAAUAAACAAAAUCUGACUGCAGGUACUCGGCAGAAAUCAGGUUCGGUGCAACAAGAAGUGACACGGUCACGAACGAGAGCUGGUGUUGCUGUUUCGGGCCUUCACAGUCCUUCUUCAGCAAGUCUGAAGCGAAAUGCGGAUGAGCAAGAGAGUCAUCAGCAUCCAAAUAACCCCGUUAAAAUUAGAAAGAAACAAUCUGAUCUGGGUUUGAAAUCAAAGAGCAGCGUUUCAGGGGUGACUGUAAAAAAACAGACCAACACAAAGCUAAAGAAAAUACCCCGAGUCCAGGCUUCUGGGCAAGCCCAGAAAUUAUCAGUUCAAAAAGCAAGUGAGAAAUCUCCUACUCAUCAAAGCUGUUCUAAAGAUAACCACCACUCUGUGCAUUCAUUGUCAGGUCACGUUUCACAUCCUGGCCAGAAGCAAGCCAGCAAACACCAACUUGCAACUGGGCUAAAAGCAAAUAACUCUACAAAGGAAGAGGCAGAGACUAAAGAUCCCUCUGUUGUAGAACAUCUGAAGGAGGAUGAUAAGGAAAAAAACAAGUCAAAAAGAAAUGAUAGGAAUCUCCAACCUCGCCAGAGAAGAAGUAGCAAAAGUCUUUCACUUGAUGAACCGCCCUUGUUCAUUCCAGAUAACAUUUCAACUGUUAAGAGGGAAGGCUUGGAACAUACCUCUGCUAGUGAAAGCAAACAUAUUUGGGUGCCCAGCAAGCAGUGUGGCUUUUGCAAAAAGCCACAUGGCAACAGGUUUAUGGUAGGUUGUGGUAGAUGUGAUGAUUGGUUUCAUGGUGAUUGUGUUGGACUGAGCCUUUCUCAAGCACAGCAGAUGGGUGAAGAAGAUAAAGAGUAUGUGUGUGUGAAAUGCUGUGCUGAAGAAGACAAAAAAAUGGAGUGUUUUGAUCAAAAUGUACCAGAUACUCAAGUGAAACUUGAGCAUAAAGAAGAAAAAGCAAGUGAGUGUGAAAAACUGGGGGUGUCAAAGCAAACACCUACUUGUAAUCUAAAUACAACAACUGAGAAAACAAAGCAAAUGGAGGACACUGGGAAGCACAAAGUCAAAAUCUUCAGACGGGAAUCUGGGGAUGGGAAGAAUUUACCAGAAUCCAGAGACUCAGAUACUAAAAAAGGGCAGCAUGUUCCUGCUCGGAAGGGAUCACAAACUGCUGCAAUUUCUCGGCGGUCUCCUGAAGAUAAAAAUGAAAAAAUAAGUAAAGAAUCUCUUAGUACAGUGGAAAGGUCCACAAAAUCAGGUAUGCAUGAGAAACAAGAAAUUAAGAAAAAGAAAAAUGAGAAAGGAUCCAUUAGUGCAACACACCUGCCAACUGUGCCAGCUUCCAAGCCUUCUGCUGAUCAGAUAAGACAAAGCGUUAAGCAAUCUCUUAAGGAAAUUCUUAUGAAAAGAUUGACAGACUCCAGUUUAAAGAUUCCUGAGGAGAGAGCAGCAAAAGUUGCCACGAGGAUUGAAAGAGAGCUAUUUUCUUUUUUUCGAGACACUGAUGCGAAGUAUAAGAACAAAUACAGAAGUUUAAUGUUCAAUCUCAAAGAUCCUAAAAAUAAUAUACUAUUUAAGAAAGUACUGAAAGGAGAGGUUACUCCAGAUCAUCUAAUAAAAAUGAGCCCAGAAGAACUGGCUUCCAAAGAACUGGCUGCUUGGAGACAGAGAGAAAACAGACAUACAAUUGAAAUGAUUGAGAAAGAGCAGAGAGAGGUUGAAAGAAGACCUAUCACAAAAAUUACUCACAAAGGAGAAAUAGAAAUUGAAAGUGAGACACCAAUGAAAGAACAAGAGGAAGUAAUGGAAAUUCAGGAGCCUAAUAUGAAGUUGUUUGAGAAGUCAGAAGAAGCUGAAAAGGAUAAAGAGAUAAAUGAAUCUGCAUCUCCAGAUACUACAAGUCAACACAAAAAUCAUCUAUUUGAUCUAAACUGCAAAAUCUGCAUAGGCCGAAUGGCACCACCUACUGAUGAUCUGUCAGGGAAGAAGGUGAAGGUAUCUGUUGGGGUUGCACGGAAGCAGUCCGACAAUGAAGCAGAGAGCAUUGCAGACGCACUCUCCUCCACAUCAAGUAUUUUAGCUUCAGAAUUGCUAGAAGAUGAUAAGCAAGACUCAUCAAAAUCAUUCACACCUCUCCCAAAGUCAGAAACGCCUGGUACUGUGGAAUGUGAAAGUCUGUUUCUGGCACGCCUGAAUUUCAUCUGGAAGGGCUUUAUCAAUAUGCCUUCAGUAGCAAAAUUUGUUAUUAAGGCUUAUCCAGUUUCUGGCUCCUUUGAGUAUUUAACAGAGGAUUUACCUGAUAGUAUUCAAGUAGGUGGCAGGAUAUCUCCCCACACUGUCUGGGAUUAUGUAGAAAAAAUCAAAGCUUCAGGGACCAAGGAGAUCUGUGUGGUUCGCUUUACCCCAGUAACUGAAGAAGAUCAGAUCUCCUAUGCAUUGUUGUUCGCCUAUUUCAGCAGCAGAAAACGUUAUGGUGUAGCGGCCAAUAAUAUGAAGCAAGUGAAAGAUUUGUACCUCAUCCCUUUAGGUUCCUCAGAUAAAGUCCCUCAUCACCUUGUGCCUUUUGAUGGGCCUGGGAUUGAAAUACAUCGACCAAAUUUAUUACUGGGAUUGAUAAUUCGCCAGAAAAUGAAGAGGCAGAUUACUGCUGUUUCAAGUGUUACCAGUAGUUUUGCAGAUGAAGCUGCUGAAAGUACCUUGAGUAGCUUGCCACCAGAGAAGAAAAGCAAGCCAAGCAAACCUGAAGUCUCACAUCAUGAUUUGGCACUAGAAGAAGAAGAGGAAAAUAAUUUUUUUAAUUCCUUCACAACUGUCCUACACAAGCAGAGAAAUAAGCCACAGCAGUCUAAUGCAGAUGAUGCUCCAGCAGUUAUUGAACCGUUGGUGGAAAGUACCAAACAUGAACCACCAAAGCCUCUCCGGUUUCUUCCUGGAGUCCUGGUUGGAUGGGAAAAUCAGCCUUCUACGCUGGAGCUAGCGAAUAAACCAUUGCCAGUGGAUGAUAUUCUUCAAAGCCUUUUGGGUACGACAGGGCAGGUGUAUGAGCACAGCAAGUCAGAAGCAGGUCCUAGUGAAGACAUACCAUUAUUAAAUGAACAGGCAACCUUGAAAGAAGAAAGCAUGGAUGUUGCUGAUGUAACUGCUGAAGUUGGUGAAGCAAAGACUGGUUUGGAUGAUCCUCAAGAAUCCACUAAUGCUGCUGUAGCUGUGGAUGCAGCAGCUGUAGGGACCUCAAGCUCUGCAAGAAGUGCUGGUUCUUUGAUAGGGCUGAGUCUUAAGGGAAAACCUCCAGAUGUCUCCACAGAAGCAUUUUUAGCAAAUUUGUCUGCUCAGGCACAGAAUAAGGAAACUGAAGAAAGUAAAGAAAAUGACUCAAAGCGACAGUUACCGGACAAGGAUAGUGUUGCACAGGAAGUUAGAAGGAGCACAAAUUCCAGCUUUUCUUCCUCAUCAAAUUCAGGAAAAAAACCCAGUGAGAACAAUGUUAAUGUAGGCUCUGCUGAAGGUACUACUGCUAAUACCUCUAAAUCACCACCAUUUAUAAAUCUUAAAAGAGACCCACGACAGGCAGCUGGACGAAGCCAGCAGACUAAUAUUUCAGAAAACAAGGAUGGAGAUGUUAGCAGAAAUGAAGACCGACAAAAUGCUUCAGGAAAUGAUCAAGGAGAACCAGAGAAUAAACAACUUUGUGGAGAAGGGGGCUUAAACCCGUAUCAAAGUGAGGCACAAACCAAUGAGACACAGUUCAGUUCAGCUGCAGCUAAGGCAGAUAACACAGUUGCAUCACAAGCAGAAGAUACCAAACAGUCACAGGAAGAUGGAUUGAUGCAAAAUAUUGAAACAGUGAACUCAUUUAGAAGAGGGCCAGCCGCAACUUCAUCUCAUUUUGAAACUGAGAACUCUUCUCGUUCUGAAUUUAUUUCCAAAGUCCCAAGCCCUGUUGCAAGUGGCAGCUUCUCAUCCGUUGGACCUCCACAGCAGAAUUUUCAGCAUUCUAAAUCUAAUCCACCUGGAUUUCAGUUCCAGGCUCCUGCACCUCAUAACUUUCCUCCACAAAACAACCCUAUGUUUGGAUUUCCCCCUCAUUUACCACCUCCUCUUCUUCCUCCUCCUGGCUUUGGUUUUCCUCAAAAUCCAAUGAUGCCAUGGCCACCAGUAGCUCAUUUAUCAGGUCAGCCACCACAGUAUGCCGGACCCAUUGCACAAGGGCUACCAGUGGCUCACAAACAAUCAAGAUUUAUGGGACCAGAAAAUUUUUUUCAGAGUAAAGACAGUAGGAGACCAGAAAGACGCCACAGCGAUCCUUGGGGCAGAGAAGAACAGCAUUUGGAGAGAGGAUUCAGUAGAGGAAAAAAUGAUCGACAAAGACUUUACAGUGAAACCCAUCACCAAAAAAAAGACAGACAUGAAAAAGAGUGGAGCAAUGAAAAAUACUGGGAGCAGGAUUCUGAAAGAAAUAGGCGCAGAGACAGAAACCAGGAAAAAGAGAGAGAGCGGAAGAGUAGAGAGGAAGGACAGAGAGACAAAGAACGAGUGCGAUCCCCACACAGUGAUAGAGCUGCUGAUGGAAAAAGCCCCAAAGAGACUAGAUAUCCAGAAAAAAAGACAGAGAAGCCCAAAAGUGAUGAACAGGCUCAUGAAAAAGAUAAGGAGAGGGAGAAAAGCAAAGACAAGCAUAGAGAACGAGAAAGUGAAAAGAACAGAGAGAGACAUAGGGACCACAGUGACAGAACUAAAAGCAAAAGGUAAAAAGAUGCAGGCAGUCUUUUAAAAUCCUAUUUAAAUAAACUGUUAGAGUAAUGUCGUAAAACUUUGUAUGACAAAAAAAAAAAAAAAAAGAGAGCCUGCUAGGAUUGUGCCAUCGUUUUUUAUUCUGUGUUGGUGUUUUGCAGAAACAAGUCUGUGUUUUGGUACCACUCAGUGUACCAAUACUCAUCCUUCUUUUCAUUAUACCAACUAUCACUAGAAGUAGGAGUUUAAUAUUUUAAAAAUUUUACAUUGCUGUAUAUUCAAAAUUUUAAAGAUUUCUUUUUAUUAAUAUGCAAUAAAGGCUUAGGAAUUUUCUUAGCUGAGGAAGUUGGCUUUAGUCAAGUCUGCAAUAUAGUUGCUGCCUUUGGUAAUUUGUGCUCUCUUCUGUUUUAAGAUGCCCUGAUAAUUUUAAAGGUCGUUUUCAUACAAUAACCUUGUUUUUAAAUUGCACUGUUUUUAAAGACUGCAGCAAAGCCUCAGAAUCCACAUGUUACAACAAAAUGUAAUAUGCUUGGUGGUGUGAAAAGUUUGGGUUUUUUUUUAAUUAUUCAGUAGUACAAUAAAACCUCAACUAUAUUUCGUUUUAUUAUAUUUCAAGUUUUUCCUAAGCAUCUGAAGCAGUUUGUGACCAGAAAUUGGAAGGCUGAGCUGCUCGAAUGUUACUGCUUUAAACUGCACUUGUUUUAAUAAGAAAGCAUUUCUAACCUAAAUUCUUGAAAAUUAUUUGUAGUAGUAAAUUCAUUUCUCCCACCAUUUUCCAUGCUUCAAAAACUUGAAUACCUAAGCUUGUACAUUACUUUGUGUUUUGCUAUCCUUUUUACUGUAAAAUGUAAAUAUUUUAAGGGAUAUUUUGAUUCUAAAAUGAUAAAACUUUCUCACAUACUGUGUGUGUUUGAUUUCAUAGCUGUGAAACUGUAGGCUGAAUGAAUAUAGAAGGCUGAGUCACAGAAUGCCACAUUUGUUGUACACUUCAUAGCUCAGUUUGUUUUGAGUUUUGGAGAACAAAGAGGGGGCAGAAAGGCAGAAGUGUUUGUACCCUUGGGACUUGUGGUAACUUGGUAUUUUGUGGACUACCAUCCACCAAUGGCAAAGAACAUGCAAAUGUGAAAACAAAAUCACCUACUCUAAUACUUUUUAAAAUUACACUGGGCAUCUUAUUGAGUCUGUCAGAAACAACAAAAAUAUUCCACCAUAUAAAGAAAAACUGAGGUUUAUUGUUCUGGUUUUCAGUGUUUUGUUUUUCCACUUUGAGUACACAACCUUACUAUGCUGCUUGACAGUAUUUUGCACUUUGCUGUUGAAAAGCCUCUUCUUUCCAGAAAAGUCUUCCCAGUUUAACAAUAUUCUAAUUGUUAGUUUUAUUAUUAAUAUAUUUUAAGGUAAAUUUUUACUUGGAUACCUUGCAAGUAACUUCAUGGUCAAAUUGGCUAAAAUUAAAAAUCUUGCACUGAAUAAAGGAGGUGGUAGGCUUAUUAAGUGAUGUUUCUUCAGCUCAUCAUUGAGAAGACUAAUUAAAAUCCUCAGUAGCUAAAAGAGAUAGUCAAACAUCUUUAAAAUAAAAUUAGUCCUUUCCAAAUUAAUUCCAUGGUCUGUAAAGCAGUAGUGCUAUUGAAUAUAUCUGGUAGUAAUAUACAUGUGUUUUGGUGUUUAAAUAUCUGCACCAAGUUCUGUAGGCACAGAAAUGCACCAAAGCAUUGUUCUCAUUUUUGGAGUAAGUUUUAAAUGGACAGCUCUGCAUAUGAAGAUUUUCUUUUGAUCCAUUCAAAAGUAGUCUACUCCAAGGUCACUGAUGAUCUGCCUCUCACAUGUGCAUCCAUCUCUGCUUUGAAAAUAAACUGGAAGCAGUGGAAAUUGCAACUGCCUGUAUGGAAGGGAUGGGAAUGCUUUCUGCCAGAAUUACCAGAAAUAAUUUGUUUAAAAGAAUAUGUAAACAUUUUUCAAGUUUGCUGAGUGCUUUGCCACCUGCCUUGUGUAUUGUAAAACCUGAAGAGAGCCACAGUAAAACAGCUCUUGAGGGAGAGUUUUGUUAAGUGUUUAAAUUAAAAAACAGCGAAAGUCUCCAAGAUUUUUUGCUAGGAUGUGAGUUAGUGUAAUGGGAAUAAAUCCUGCUAUUACAGGAAUAAAGGAUUUUACUUCUCCAUUGCCUUCAGUCACUCUCCUUCCAACAUUUGUGUUAGCUGAAAGUGCUCCGAUUAUUUGUUCCUUGUUUUACACUGAAUCACUGCUCAGAUCACAAAAGGCAGUGUGGACUGCUGAGGAACUGGCAGUACACCAGAAGCCUGAGAGAGAACAGGAUAAACUUUAAUAUGCUCCCUUCUCCAGCAUCAUGUGGCCAUAAAAGACCUGACUUAGAGAAGCUGGAAGAGAAGAUCUGGGGCAGCUCGAAUACCAGGUGGGCUUCAUGAGCUGCCUUUUGGGAAGAGUUGCAGAAGCUCUCUUGCAUCGGGCUGAUCACUUGGGGACUCAGAGCAGCUGAAGAAGAUAGAAUGAACCUCACAAAGAUGUUUGCAGAUGCUUAAUAAAACACCUUGGGGUAGCUCCUGUGUACUUUACUUAUCUUUAAGUGACCUGUAACUGACUUGACAGUGCUUUCAUUGUUACACGUUAAGUAUGGUGAUGUGGAAGCAAGUGUGUGUCACCUAGUUUUAGGUGCUUGUGGCCUUUGCUCUAUAACACACACCCCAUCCUCACUUCCCUCUCCACCCCAAAAUAGUUACUUGUUUCUGACAGGUAUAUGCUGAAGACCUGCAUUCAGGGAAUAUCCAUGCAAGGAGGUUAUGGUUUGUUAUUACUGUGCUUUUGAGCAGUAGUAAAGUGAAAAAGGAAAAGAUACUAAUCAAUCACUAUUAUUUUUAUUUAAUAAUUUUACUUAUUUAGUAAGCCAGCCAUCAAAUGAGAAAUGUAGAUGCCAUCAUACAUUAUUGGUGUAAGCACAUUAAAAUAGAAUUAUAAUUUUUUUAUUGCUUUCUAAAGCAGAAUAUAAUACAGCUUUAUGAGAAGGAAUUGAUUUUUUGUAUUUAUGAAUGAACAGCUCUACUUACUUUUGAGAUUAUCAAUUAAUGAAAAAUAUAUUUGCAGAAAUUUGGUUUACUAUGACCAAAACCUCUGUACAAAAAUUUGAAAUAUCAUUUAGGGGCAUAUAAGCCAGAAAGAUAUAGGUAAAGUAGAACAAUUCUUGGACUUUUUAAGGUCUUAAGAAUAAAUGUUACUUGUAGGCAGAUGCCACAUUCCAGUUAUAAAUCAUUAAAGCCAAAAGUUUUCAUGUAGUCAAAUAGGGGGGACCUCUGCUGGAGAAGACCAGGAGGCCUGUUUUCUUUCUCUAAAAUUAUAUAUGUUUUUUGCUCUUAAAAGCAUUCUUUAAGUGUAAUAUUUUAGCAGACUUAAGAGAGACUGGAAUUCUACCCUCUUACAUUAUACAUACAGGAUGGACACACUCAGAAGAGAGGGAGAACAACUUCAUUACCUAAUUAGAGUUUGUGGACUUCACAAGUAAUUAUAGCUGUUGCAUUUUUUAAAAUUCUCAUUACAAUAAUCAUGCUUUUUGCCUCAAGCACACCUUUUCUUCCCCACCAAUUUCAGUUUUUAAACUGGAUCAUAAUAUUAUUAAAGAAACAGUCUAAUAAUAUUCAGCAGUUGGAGAAACAGGUAACAGUUGUCUUUUCUCGUAAAGCAACAAACAACACUUGAAUGAUGGUUGGCUUUAUAAGCUAAUCACUACCUCUUUGUUUACAAAACUAUUUCCAGCACAAUAAAGAAAAAAACUCCAAACCUUCAGACUUUCCCAUUAUUUUAAAAUAAAUGCUAAAGAGUAUAUAUAAAUAAUUCUAUGAAGAAAACAAUUGAUCAUAUUUUAUAUGUAUAUGCUACUAAUGCUCCACAUAGAUUUGUCUCUUACUACUUUUUAAGUGCUUUCCUAUGUUUGUUGCUCAAUCAUACACUGCCAGCUAACACAAUAAACAGGAGGAGAAGGAA